AUUUCGUUACCUAGCUAGCUCAGAUCGAACUAUCGAUUCGAUCCAAGGCAGCAAGGCACCACAGUCCACUAGCCGCGUACAAGGCUUCCUGUCUAGCUAGACCCCAAUCGAGGUAGUGGCGAUGGAGAUGAUGUCGGCGAACGGCGGCGUGGAGCGGGAGCAGCAGGGCGUGGGGCGGCGCUUCCAGAUGCCGCUGCACUACCCGAGGUACACCAGGGAGAACUACGAGGCCAUGCCCGAGUGGCAGCUCGACCGCCUCCUCUCCGACUACGGCCUCCCCGUCCACGGCACCCUCCACCACAAGCGCAACUUCGCCAUCGGCUCCUUCCUCUGGGGCGCCGGCGGCAACUGAUCGACCUCUACUCUUCCUACCCGCCGUCUAUGGACCUUCAAGCCGCUAGCGCACCUACGAGAAACCUGAGAAUCGACGUCGGAAAACGUCCAACGACGCCCAGCGUACAGUCGGGUGGGCGCGCGCUGGUCGGGUAACGGUGAAAACCAUGGCGAUGAUGCACUGUAUCCGUAUAUAGAGUAGUACUACGUAGUAGAAACUAGCUUGGAUCUGGUAAUUUGUUUUUUAGAGAAAUGUAAUGGGCCUUGCUACACAGUGCCCUAGCACUAAUUAGUCUUAGGGAGUGCUCUACCCAAAUACGGAAUAAAAAAGGGUCCGACAUCGUGCACCAUCCAAAAAUAGAA
Messenger RNA from Lolium perenne, 696 nucleotides. RefSeq lists its product as uncharacterized. The record is from RefSeq and is a predicted model, not a curated record. NCBI's taxonomy places the organism in Eukaryota, Viridiplantae, Streptophyta, Magnoliopsida, Poales, Poaceae.